UUUUUUUUUUGGAUUUGUUCCUGAACCCGUCUUUUACUUUUUAAAAUCCCUAUACUUCCCUCCCACCCUAUCAGCAAUCAGGCCUUUUCUUUCUUUCCUUGACUUGCAAAGGUUCACAAGCUCCUUGAUGGUAUCAUUCUUCACAGCCACUGCACCAGGUGCAGCACGAAGAAGGCUGUUGGCCUUAGCUGUAUUCGCCCUUGCUCUCUUUUCCUCAAUACCGACUCUCGUUGACGCAGCCAAGGGUGAAACCAUCACCCUCUCCUUCCUCGAUGAAGCUGGAGCUGUCAUCAGUCAACAGACUAUACCCUGGGCAGAGUGUACAAAUAUCGAUACCACUCUACUACAACCCACAGGCGGAGCUUAUGCCUCUGUCUCCGCUUCGGUUGACCAUGCAGCACUGAAUCUCUAUUCCUACCCUUACUGUGCAACCCUUUCGGGGUCUGCAGUCGGCAGAUGGAGAAAUGCAGGUGAUUUAAAAGACAUGAUUGCUAUCCGUUGGGAAGGUAUUGCUAACGAUCUGGCCCCUGGUACAGAACGGACAACAAAUUUCCCACCAGAGAUGGCGGUUGCGACUCAAGGCCCGGAUCCUGAUGCUGACCCUAUCCUUUGGGCCCCCGAUCCCGAAAAGGGUAAACUGGUAGUUGGACUGGUGGCGGGAGUAUUGGCUGUGGGUGUGCUCAUUGGUGUGUAUCAGGUCUAUAAAGCAGCACAGUAUGUACCACCACCCAAGAAGCCAAAGAAGAUUACGUUGAAUACAAAGAAGAUCAAAAAGAAGGAUGCGUACUAUCGUAAGCCCGCUCCUGCUCGCCCUGUGUCCUCUGGAGAAGAUGAUAAACGGUCCUUCCAGAGAUUGGAGCAUAAUGAGUCACCCGAGCCAUUGUUGAACAGACCACAGAUGAUGGAGCGUGGAGGAGGUCCAUUUGGAGGUAGCAGCCGAGAUAGCCAGUAUUCAGAAGCGGCAACGUUUGUAGAUUGGGGUCAACAACAGCAGCACCAGCAGCACAACCCUGCAGUAUCCAUUGAUAUGCGAGAGACAUCCUAUAGCAAUAACAAUAACAAUAACAACAACAACAGCAUUGCCACUAGGUUGUCUCCUUUCCGGGAUCAGCAUAGACCAGCGACAGCAGAGCUGAUCCAGUUUGAUGGAGUUCAAAGCAGUGACAAUACGAGCAACCAUAAUAAUAGCAACAAUCGUGGUAGGGGUGGUGAGGUACUGGUUCCAAUGCACACAUUCGAAAACAACAACGGCUACAGUAACAACAAUGGAUAUAAUGGCCGGUCGGCAUAUCGAAGGUCGAGUAGCUCACGCUCACGAUAGAAGAAAAACGAAAAAAGAAAAAUAAAAGAGCAAGGAACAAGAGAAAUACCAAGACCGACAGAGAGAUGAGAUGAAGGAAGGCCGCAGGAAGAGAAGAAGGAGAGAUUGAAGCAUGACAAAUAACCAAACGAGUUUUGAUUGCCCUCUCCUUCUUUUUUGUUUCAUUAUACUAUCGUUACUAUCUACAAUCAUAUAAUACAUCAG
This is a messenger RNA of Lobosporangium transversale, 1525 nucleotides long. RefSeq lists its product as hypothetical. The transcript has a single exon. NCBI's taxonomy places the organism in Eukaryota, Fungi, Mortierellomycota, Mortierellomycetes, Mortierellales, Mortierellaceae. The coding region runs from base 128 to 1321 and encodes 397 amino acids. The record is from RefSeq and is a predicted model, not a curated record.